AACAUGGUCGCUCAGUCAACACGCCUCUUCUUUCCAACCCUCUCAACUCUAACAGUCACCGCGCCGGCAGCAUAAGUCAUAAGUCACCAACCAUGAAGGCCUUUAUCUUGGCUAUCCUCCCCGCCCUUGUGGCUGCGAGUCCCUUCGGCGAAUCGGAACAGAAGCGGGAUGCUUGCAACGCCGACAACUGCUUGCGAGCCGUCCGGGCCUCCAAGUCCUUUGAUCCCCACAGCUCGGACUGUGUCUCCUACUUCAAGGUGACCGUAACACCUGCGACAUCGACGAUCUACGAGACCCUGACGUUCACAACCACUCCGACGUUUAUUCAGCCGGUCACAUACACUGACGUGAUCCCCGAGACCGUGAGCACUACAGGGACAACCACCACCCUAACUACCUCGGUAACCACCGUCAAGACUACGCUCGUCGUCACAACCACAUCCACCUCCACACAUACGUUUUACAACAAGCGACAAGUGACAGAAGUGCCCUCAGUCAUCCCGACCUAUGCCUCAGCCUGCUCCGGCGCCGUGCGCUACUCCAGCGCCUGCUCGUGCAUCGGCGUCACCGCCGAGACCAUCACCGCCGACAGCCCCGUCACGACGGUGACCGUGUCGACGACAGAGACGCCCACCACCGUGACGGUCGACUCGACGGUGGCCACCGUCGACGCCACCACCGUCGUGGCCACACAGACCGUCAUCGUCACCGUCACCGACGUGGUGCCCGCCACAGUGACAGAGGUCGACACCACCACCACCAAGGUCUUGGCCACGGCGUCGGCGACGACGACGCCGCUGGACGACUGCGCCAACGGCAGCACGUACACCGACUACAGAGGAAGCGAGCUCGGCGCCUGGUCUGAGACCUGCGACCAUUACUGCCCCGGCUGGGCCCUGCUCUUCGACGGGAAGGGCUACAGCUCUUUCCAGCACUGCAUGUCCGACUGCGGGGCCCAAAACGUGGGCGAGUUGGUCAACUUCAACUACGAAACCAGCGAGUGCCAGUGCUACAUGGGCUGCAACUUUCCCAGCGCAUGCUACGCACGGCCCGGGUGGAAUACCGGAAUCACCUGGUUGGCUUCUUGUUAGGUGUUGCAGCCGACGGGUCCUGUCCUAUAAUUAGGAUUGCAGACUCCUUCUCGAUAGGGGGCUGGAAACCAUUGGUAGAGACAGACGGGUGUUGGGAAAGAAUUUAGCGUUAUAAACGAAGAUACAUAGUUGCACAGGUUAUUUAUAAUCAUUCAGAGGAUACAAUAUAAGAUG
Molecule: messenger RNA, 1265 nt
Organism: Phialemonium atrogriseum
Lineage: Eukaryota; Fungi; Ascomycota; Sordariomycetes; Cephalothecales; Cephalothecaceae
Exons: 4
Coding region: 93-1091 (332 amino acids)
Source: RefSeq, a predicted model, not a curated record